UAUGGCCCAUCCAAGGGGCCUUGGAUCUGGUCGCAUGUAACCGAUUGCCGCGAACUUUUGAUUGAGGAUCUUGACUUCAUCAGAGGUGACGUGUAAUCAGAUUGCUACUCAAGCGAUAUUUCGGUCACUUAAUCAGUUAUAGUUCGACCAUAUGAAAACUGACUAAGAACAGCAGCUCCCAUCAAAAGACGGAUACCCAAAGCAUGCGAAGAAUGUCGUCGGAGAAAGCAGAAAUGUAAUGGUCUGACGCCAUGCAACGUCUGCUCUAGACGCGGCACUGAAUGCUUGUACCGAAACUUCUUCAGGCACAGAGCCUCUAAAGCUUCACACUCACCAAGACGUGGGAGGAAACGGACUGCUGAAGAGAUAGAAGACGAGCAGGAUGAUGAAGAGAGCCAUAUGACGCGUCCAGAAACGGCUUCUACCGACACGAGAGAGAUUGGAGAUGAUCCUUCAAAUAUGCCAAUCUUCAACAACAUCCGCGCUACUCACGCUCCACCAGAAAUACCGGCCUGCGUGCUACAGCUUUACUAUGGAUCCUCGUCAAACUUCUCGUUCCUCCAGCAUCUGCAUAGUCACCUUUCCACGGAACGUCCUCAGGCUGGUCAGUCCGAGGGACAGAACGAUGAAGUCCAGGACGGUGAAGCAGGGAUCGACACUUACAAAUAUCGAGGAAUUGUCUUUGAUAAUGUCUCCGAUCCUCGUCAACCAGCUCCCUUGUUCCUCCGAUACAGUCUCGCCAAAAGUUUUUUGGAUAAAUAUCUCACAACCGUGCACUGUUUCAUUCCCUGUCUCGAUGCAGAACAGUUGACCGCCAACUUCGAGCAACUGUACGGCACAGCCAACCCCGGCCACGUCGGAAUUGCCGAAAAAGCUCUCGUAGUAAUUGCUAUGGCCAUGGGCGCCCGAUCAACUGAACACGACUACUGGAGAAAGACGCUUCUCAAGCAAGCGCGUACUGAGGCGGAGCAGUUGCUUUACGUUGUCAACAUGAAGGCUGUCCAAGUUUCUCUGCUUCUUGCUCACUGCGAGUUCGGGGCUGGGCAUCCCAAUGCCUCACAUAUUUGCCUUGGCAACGCGGUCACAAAGUCCCUGGCAGCGGGACUUCACCGAGAGGGAAGUGCUCCUCAUCGAAGCAAUAACACCCGCUCCGAGGCAAGCUCAACCAUGUGGAAUCUGUUUGUCCACGAAAGCAUUAAUUGUUUCGUACUUGGAAGACCUUAUAUGUUGUCCCGAGAUGAUAUAGGAAUCCCGGCCCCGGAAAGACCAUCUGCGAUGGGGGCUAUUGUCCGGCUUUGCAUGAUCAUCCGCCGCACGCAUCAAAUGUACAAUCGCCACGACACUUCCAUCAAUGCUGGAUUGAGGUCAGCGUAUAGCAUCCGCCAUAGCCUCCUGAAAUUCUCCGCGACUGUUAAGGAAGAUUUGAAUAUCACAAUUGGCGGGACACCCGAUUAUACGAAUAGAGAGAUUCUCUUGUGGCAUGUCAUUUACUCUUACUUGUAUUAUUACACAAUGCUUCUUGCUUUUCGACCGUUUCUUCUAUUAUAUGUGCAGCUCAAAAAGCGAGCCGAGAUGGAAAGAGAUGAAGAAAGGCAGAAGUACUUUUCCAAGGAGUCUUUGCUUUUUGAAGCCGGCGAGUAUUGCAUUAGCGCAGCGAAAUCAACAGUCCUGUUUGCAGAACUAUUAAUCUCCUCGGACAUCAACCUACAGGCCCUAUGCAACCAUGGAUUCUUUUUGGAGACCGCAUGCUUCGUCCUCGUGAUGGCGGCAAUCCAUGACAAGCGCUCGUCGAACCAGCACAUAGCAUACAUAAGCCGCGGGCUCGAUACUCUCCGGAAACUGAUCCAACGAGAGCCGAUACGGAGCAUUGUGUCGGCGCUCGAGCAGAUGCUGCAAAAGGUCAAAGCGGCUGUGCCUCAAAAACCGCAAGUCACGGAAUUGCCAGUGGCUCAGGAAUCGCGCGAGGAUGUGGUUCGCAAUCAGCAUCAUCCAGAAGAAUCUUGGAUAGAGCUGCGGCAGCCAUUUAUGUCGCAUAAUCCACCUCCUGAUUUUGAGGCUUCUGGAGAGCCAGUCACUGGUGCUGAGGAUAAUUCUCUCGAUACGUCAUGGCCAACGAUAGAUUGGGG
Messenger RNA from Aplosporella prunicola CBS 121167, 2126 nucleotides. RefSeq lists its product as uncharacterized. Gene Ontology annotation, cellular component: nucleus. The transcript has 4 exons. The record is from RefSeq and is a predicted model, not a curated record. The annotation marks the transcript as partial. Gene Ontology annotation, molecular function: RNA polymerase II cis-regulatory region sequence-specific DNA binding; DNA-binding transcription factor activity, RNA polymerase II-specific; zinc ion binding. Gene Ontology annotation, biological process: positive regulation of transcription from RNA polymerase II promoter by galactose; DNA-templated transcription. NCBI's taxonomy places the organism in Eukaryota, Fungi, Ascomycota, Dothideomycetes, Botryosphaeriales, Aplosporellaceae.